Aphidius gifuensis is the source of this 768-nucleotide messenger RNA. Its product is annotated as protein cbp-1-like. Gene Ontology annotation, molecular function: transcription coactivator activity; chromatin DNA binding; histone acetyltransferase activity. Lineage: Eukaryota; Metazoa; Arthropoda; Insecta; Hymenoptera; Braconidae. Gene Ontology annotation, cellular component: transcription regulator complex; histone acetyltransferase complex. The transcript is spliced from 2 exons. The record is from RefSeq and is a predicted model, not a curated record. Gene Ontology annotation, biological process: positive regulation of transcription by RNA polymerase II. The coding region runs from base 1 to 768 and encodes 255 amino acids.
AUGUCUGUAUCACAAGUGCACUAUCAACAAAAUGGACAUCAAGUACAAUUUGAAUCAGCGACGUGUGAUGAUUAUUCAAAACGCUGUCAACGUAUCCAGCAACGACUUGUUUUAUUGAUUCAUGCUAAAAAAUGCCAGAUUCGUGAAAGGGAAAGUGGUACCAUCAGCUGCACCUGGUUACACUGUUUGAUAAUGAAAGAAGUAUUAAAUCAUCUGUUAAAUUGUCAAGCUCAAAGUGAAUGUCUUGAAGCACACUGUUAUUCAUCAAAAAUGAUUAUUAAACACUGGAAUUAUUGUCAAGAUAUCACCUGUGAUAUUUGCUCUCCAUUGAAGCAAGCUGAACAGGAACAUGCUGAUAAAAUUAUGCAGCAAGCAAAAGAUUUUCAAGAACUUUUUGAUAGUGUACUUGGAUCAGAUUCAAUUGAUGAUCAAUCAUCCAGUUCAAAUGGUCAAACAAAUGAUUUGCUUGAUCAACAAAUCAUUGAAUAUACAAAUUCAUUUGAAUCAGAAAAAGUUGAAGCAAUUCCAGUUGAUGUUACACAAUUGACUAAUAAAUGGCAAUCAUGUAUUACUGAUAAAAUACGAAAUGAUAAUGUCAGUAGAAUGAUCAAAAAAUUAAUUUCACCAUUCGAUUUAAAUUCAUUGUGUGAUGGCAAGUUUGAUGAAAUAUCAAAUCAUGUUAAAACUGUUGAAAAAGGAUUUUAUGGAAUGGCUAAAUCACGAGAUGAGUAUGAUUCAUUGGUUGGUAUUGAUCAUGACCUAAAAUAA